This is a messenger RNA of Cetraspora pellucida, 849 nucleotides long. Lineage: Eukaryota; Fungi; Glomeromycota; Glomeromycetes; Diversisporales; Gigasporaceae. The record is from the annotation of a GenBank genome assembly.
AUGCCUAUAUUAACAUCUUUACACAUUGACCAAUCUUAUCAUAAUCACUUGCUUGAAGAGGAACUUUAUUAUGAUUUCAUAUUUCUUAAAUGUAAAGCUACUGAAAAUUAUACUUUUUUAAAUACUGACCAACAUGCUAUAUAUAAUACUAUAUUUAUUCUCUUAGAUAAGAUCAGAUCUUCUUGUCAUAUAGCUCUUGUCAUUGCUUUUUUAGGAAUUGCAUCUCUUUUGUUAAAAGGAGGUAUUAUUGCACAUUCCAGAUUUAAAAUUCCUUUUGAUUUGCAUAAGGAUUCAAUCUGUAAUGUUCUACACAGUUCUGACCUAGCAAUUCUUUUACAACAAACAUCUCUUAUUCUUUGGGAUAAGGCUCUAAUGUCUAAUCAUUAUGCUUUCAAAUAUGUAGAUAGAACUCUUAAAGAUUUAAUAAAGGCAUUAAAUUCUAUAUUAGAGCACAAACCUUUUGGUAAAAAAGUCAUUAUUUUCAGAGAAGACUUUUGCCAAAUAUUAUCUAUAGUAUCAAAAGGAAGAAGAAAAGAUAUUGUAGGCUCCUUAAUAAAACUAACUAUUAAUAUGCGCUUGCAACAAUCUUUAAACCCUAUUACUUUAUCUGAAACUCAAGAAUUUGCAGAUUGGCUUUUAGAAAUUGGUAAAAAUCAUGUUGAACAACAUAUAAAUAAAUCAAAUUAUAUUAAACUUCCUGAUGAUAUUUAUAUUUUGUUAGAACAUCUUCAUGAUUUAAUCAAUUUCGUAUAUCCUGAUCUUAAUACUAAUGCAAAUAACUUUUAUUAUAUAAUUGAUUAUAUAAUACUUGUUCCAAAAAAUACUAAUGUUUCUUUAAUUAAUUCUACA